This is a messenger RNA of Thyridium curvatum, 2319 nucleotides long. RefSeq lists its product as uncharacterized. Gene Ontology annotation, cellular component: cytoplasmic vesicle; phagophore assembly site; TRAPPIII protein complex. The record is from RefSeq and is a predicted model, not a curated record. The transcript has a single exon. Gene Ontology annotation, biological process: endoplasmic reticulum to Golgi vesicle-mediated transport; protein localization to phagophore assembly site. The coding region runs from base 1 to 2319 and encodes 772 amino acids. Lineage: Eukaryota; Fungi; Ascomycota; Sordariomycetes; Thyridiales; Thyridiaceae.
AUGGCAGCGUCCACCAUAAAGUUGCUCAAGAAGCGGCAGACCAUCGACGAUCCUCUCUCGCUCUCUGAAACGAGCUUGCCCUUGCGUAGAGCCAAUCCAUCCGCUGCGUCCCUCUAUGCCUCGACUCUCACACCGCCCGGCUCGCGAUCAAUAUCUCCAGCUGGUCGUGCUUCUCCUGGCCGCAACGUUCCCGGUCCGACUGCUCUCGGGGCUACGUUCACUCGAUCUCUCCUCGAGACGGGAGCUGCCGAAAAUCCCGGCGAUCCGUUGAACCUGCUAUUGAAGGCCUUCGUCCCACACAUCGCUGUCUACUCGUCACAAGACACCGAGGAACUAGCGAGAGAGAAGGGGUUCGAACAUGGGCUCUGGGAACUCCUGCGGCCCUUUGGGGAGCGAGUGCAAGGCAAGGUCAACGUCAGGGACAGCAACGGCGCUGCCAGGACUUGGGAAGACUUUUCGGUGCGGUUUACAAGAUUCGGCCAGGAUGUGGAACAGGCGGGAGCGGCCACAGGAGGAGCCAGGUCAACUACAAAUGGUCAGUCCACCGGACAACAGCCGCCGACGAGCACCGAGACUGCUUUAAAGAGGAUUGCCCAGGUGGAGACUGUUGUCGAGCGGCAUCUACGAUAUGCCGAAGAGUCGUUCCUCGGGCUCGCGCAGACGAAUCCGGCCUUGAAGCAAGGACUUGAUAUUGAUGCAACUUCUCCCUACUACUCCCUCUAUGUCCGUCGUUUGUUAUCGGGGAUCCCGCUGGUACCUCACGAGACCUUCGCACAUCCCGUGGCUUGCGUGAUAGCUAUUAGCUCGCGCAAUCCGUCACCGAUCCAGACUUUCCGAGAGCUAUACAGAGAGAUCAGCCAGGGAGAAAGGCAGUUGCCCGGCUGGGUCGACGGGGACUACCUACGCUACUACGUGCUUGUGCAUGAUGAGGAGAAUGGCGAUAUCACAAAGUCCAUGGCUUUGUUCGAGCAGAUGAAGCGCCAUCUGGGCUUACACUGCCACCUCCUGCGCAUCCGCAGUUCGCAGAGCGCCGAGACAGACGACGACAGCAUCCCGUUACCGCGCAGCGAAUGGAUGACUGCUGCAGAAGAACUGGCAGACAUAGAGAGAAGCGAAAGCCCGGAGGAGUUUCAAGAUCCCACGCGGUACAUCUUUGAGUCGGAUGCAACAGCGAUACGUACCUUUGUCCGGGAAAUGGUCACGCAGUCUGUCGUGCCCACCAUGGAGCGAAACGUCUCUGUGUGGAAUGACCAAGUAGCGUCCAAACGCAAGGGCAUCAGCGGACGUUUUAUGAGCUUGUCAAAACGGUGGGCGGGAUUUGGCGGUUCCAGGUCCUCAGGGGGUGCAAGCGGGAGCGGCUCGAAUUUCGAUCAAGGCUUCUACAGUCCGGACACACCAGAGGCGAUCAUGCGAAAACUUGCAGACUUUGCUUUCAUGCUACGCGACUGGAAGUUGGCCAUGUCAACCUACGACAUCCUACGCUCAGACUUCAACAAUGACAAGGCAUGGCGGUUCCACGCUGCGGCUAAUGAGAUGGCUGCUCUCGCUCUUCUCAUCAUGCCGCAAAACAUGUCGUCCAAGACGAAGCUUGAAAACAUCAACUCGAUGAUCGAACAGGCCUUCUACUCCUAUCACACGCGGUGCAGCGACCCGUACGGCGCAUUGCGGUGCCUCAUCAUGUCACUCGAGCUAUUGCGAUUGCGCGCAGGCCCUGCCAUUGAUGAUGGAGUCCGGUGGGGUUCGCGCCUCAUGGAGAUCCGCCUCGUUGGCGCCGUAGGCGAUGCCCUGGUCAAAGAGCGCAUGGCGGUCUGUUGUGCUUCCAAGCAAGGAGUGGGGAGCAUGUCUUGGGGUAGCCGGAGGCGCAAGUCCGCUUUUUGGAGCGUGUUGAGUGCGGAGACAUGGUUGAACCAAAGCAAGUAUAUCCAAGCACAGCGCUGCCUAAACGAGGCGAGGCAGAUGUACUCGAUGCUGCAGAGCGAUGAUGGCAUCAGCGGCUUUGGGAUGGCGAGCGAUUUCAUGGCUGGGUUGCAGAUGCGACUCAAGGAGGGUCUGUCAAUGCACGGCCCUGCCGGCCUUGCGGCUGAGGCCGAGCAUGGCGAAGGAGAGUACGAGCAGGGAGAGGAGGAAGACGAGGUCGAGGUUCUCGCGGGCGGCGAUUCAGAGAAGAUAAAUCGUAGGCGAUCCAGGCGUGCGAGCUUGAUCGCGUCGUCGGGAGCUACGGGGGCCACACUCGAGACGGCACCGUUAAGAACAAUCCCAACGGCCGAGGAGGAUGAGAAGAGCGGUGGCUCGCCAGGAGACAAGUUCGAGGAGAGCUAG